Condylostylus longicornis is the source of this 1821-nucleotide messenger RNA. Its product is annotated as UDP-glycosyltransferase UGT5-like. The transcript has 2 exons. NCBI's taxonomy places the organism in Eukaryota, Metazoa, Arthropoda, Insecta, Diptera, Dolichopodidae. The record is from RefSeq and is a predicted model, not a curated record. Gene Ontology annotation, molecular function: UDP-glycosyltransferase activity. Bases 145 to 1731 code for a protein of 528 amino acids.
UUCUAAUUCUUCGCUUAAAAAAUUUUUUAAUCCGGUGAAUAGUCGUCUCAAGUUUUAUUUUAUUUAAUUUUUUUAUUUUGUUUUUUUUUUUUAUUAAUUCUUAAUAAAAUUGGAUAAUCAUAUUAAAAAAACAAAAAAAUUAACAUGCGUUUAAUAAGCUUAUAUUGCGUGUUAGCGACUAUUGCAUCAAUAUGCAUGAUAACUAAUGGAUAUAAGAUUCUUGGUGUAUUCCCAACAAUGGCUAAAUCACAUUAUAUUGUUGGUUCAUCAUUAAUGAAAGGUUUAGCUGAAAAAGGUCAUGAAAUAACAAUGAUAUCACCAUUCCCUUUAUCGAAACCAAUGAAAAAUUGGCGUGAUAUUCCAACACCUGGGAUUUUAGAAAAAACUAAAGCCCUUAUGGAUAAUAUUAUUAAUUUACGAAGUCAAGGUGUAAUAGAGGCCCUUGUAGAUUUAUUUAACAUGGGAUUAAUGUUAACCAAUUUAACAUUGCAAGAACCAUCCGUUCAAAAUUUUUUACGUUCUAAGGAAAAAUUUGAUGUUGUAGUUAUGGAAAUUUUUGUGAAUGAAGCCGAUAUAGGUUUUGGUGCAGUUUUUGAUGCUCCAAUAGUUGGUGUAUCAACAUUUGGAUCAAAUAUGUGGGUUAAUGAUAUGGUUGGAUCACCAGCACCAUUAUCAUAUGUACCAAAUCCUUUCAUACCAUUAACUGAUAGAAUGUCAUUGUUAGAACGACUUGGUAAUAUUGGUGUUUCAGUUGCUGAACGUCUUUAUAACGAUUUUGUUUAUUUACCUAAACAAAAGGAACUGUAUGAAAAAAUGAUUCCUGGUGAUAAUAAACCAUGCUUUUAUGAAUUACGUAAAAAUAUUUCAAUGGUACUAUUGAAUAGUCAUUUUUCUGUUGGUCAUCCAAAACCAUAUGUUACAAAUAUGGUUGAAGUUGGUGGAAUGCAUAUUAAUCGUAAAACAAAACCACUUCCAGCUGAUAUUAAAAAAUUUUUAGAUGAAGCAAAAGAUGGUGCUAUUUACUUUUCAAUGGGCUCAAAUUUAAAAAGUAAACUUUUACCAGUGGAAAAACGUGAAGCAAUAUUAAAGACUUUUGCUGGUUUAAAACAACGUGUUUUAUGGAAAUUUGAAGAUAAAGAAUUACCUGGUAAACCAAAUAAUGUUUUAAUAAGCGAUUGGUUCCCACAAGAUGAUAUUUUAUCUCAUCCAAAUGUUAAAUUAUUCAUUACGCAUGGAGGUCUUUUAAGUUCAAUGGAAACAAUUUAUCAUGGUGUUCCAAUUAUAGGUAUUCCAAUGUUUGGUGAUCAAUUCUUAAAUAUGGCUAGAGCUGAGAGAGCUGGUUUUGGAAUAACUGUUGAUUAUGAACAAUUAAGUCAAAAAACUUUGGGUGAUGCUAUUAGAGAAAUUUUAUCUAAUAAUAAGUAUGCUUUGCAAAUUAAAGAAAUGUCACGACGUUAUAAAGAUCAACCAAUGUUACCAUUAGAAACUGCAAUCUAUUGGGUUGAAUAUGUUGCACGACAUAAAGGUGCUGAUCAUAUUAAAUCAGCAUCUCAAGCACUAUCUUUUAUUCAAUAUCAUAAUUUAGAUGCAUUUGGUAUUAUUUUAUUAGCUUUUUAUUUAGUAUAUCGAUUAAUUAUGGGUAUGUUAAGAAAAGUAUUUGGUUUAUGUUUUGGUAGAACAAAAACUGAAGAAAAGAAAGUGAAAGUAACAAAUAAAAAGAAGAAAAAUUAGAAUUUAUUAUAAAUCUUUUUUUUUUAUAUAGAAAGAAUAAAUAAAUUAAUUAGAAUUUUUAAAUUUAAAUAAAACAUGUAUACAACACAA